AUGGGUGUUCAGAGGAAGCAGUGCUUCGACGGCUCUGGCUGGCCUAAGGAUCUCAAGAACUUCCUGGACCUCUUUUCCGACGAGGAACUCGGCUUUGUCAUCAUGAGUUUCCAGCCUGGCAAGAGAGACAGCCUCGUCAGCGGUCCUCAGUACACUCAUCAUCUGGACUAUGAGGGCCCGAGCAGUGACGGAAAGUGGCAUCUCUUCUCUGUUGCUCCCGACUCCGGCGGCACCAAGGCCUCUGAGAAGCUUCCCAAGGGAAAGACCAAGUACGUCUGCCAUAUCGGAAUCGCCCAGAACCUCUUCUACGAUGUCCCGGAUGGCUUUGGUACAAUUGCCCGCGCCGCCUUGUGGGCAAGCAGGGUUAAUGCGGUCAAGUCCAGCACCCACUACGUCCUGGUUGAUGGGUCGAUCCAUGCGACCCUUGAGAAGGCCAUCGAGGCUGAGAAGGAGUUGCUCAAGUCAAAGGCGCCCGCUGCGACCCACGCUCCCAACGGAAAGCCUUACUGGAACUGGGAGGAAUGGGGACACCCACUGACCAACGAGGACUUCAAGAAGUACGAGACCCAGAAGCCGAAGGACAAGAAAAGCCAGCAGCAGCAGCAGCAGAACAACUAG
Lasiodiplodia theobromae is the source of this 618-nucleotide messenger RNA. RefSeq names its product Secreted protein. Lineage: Eukaryota; Fungi; Ascomycota; Dothideomycetes; Botryosphaeriales; Botryosphaeriaceae. The record is from RefSeq and is a predicted model, not a curated record. The transcript has a single exon. The coding region runs from base 1 to 618 and encodes 205 amino acids.